Molecule: messenger RNA, 969 nt
Organism: Brettanomyces bruxellensis
Lineage: Eukaryota; Fungi; Ascomycota; Pichiomycetes; Pichiales; Pichiaceae
Exons: 1
Coding region: 1-969 (322 amino acids)
Biological process (GO): protein farnesylation; protein geranylgeranylation
Cellular component (GO): protein farnesyltransferase complex; cytoplasm; CAAX-protein geranylgeranyltransferase complex
Molecular function (GO): protein farnesyltransferase activity; CAAX-protein geranylgeranyltransferase activity
Source: RefSeq, a predicted model, not a curated record
AUGAGGACCUUCGGUAAUUAUGACUUUUCUGAUGUUGAGCCGAUUCCAUUGGAAUCGCCCAGAACAGAAGGAAGUACAGUAUGUAAAAUAUUAUAUUCAAAUGAGUUCAGAGAAUUAAUGUCUUGCAUGAAAGUUCUGAUGAUGAAGAACGAAAUUUCAGAAAGAGCUUUAUAUCUAACAUAUGUGAUUAUACACAAGGUUUCUGCGCAUUAUUCGAUUUGGCAAUAUCGGUAUCACAUAUUACAGCAUUUUGUUGAACAGAGGAAGAAAGAGAAUAAUGAGUCUGUCGUCCAAGUUCUUCAGGAAGAACUUCAGGAAUGUUCUAAAAUGGUUCUUAAUAUUCAAAAGAAUUAUCAGAUAUGGCAUUAUCGCCAUCUUAUAAUAGAGCUGCUGAUUAAGUACGGGUACGAUGGUGAUGCACGAAAAUAUUCUCUUGAAAAGGAAGAGUAUCCUAUAUUGUCUAUAAUGCUUACGAAGGAUGAAAAAAAUUAUCACGUCUGGUCAUAUAAACGUUGGUUAGUAAAAAGAUUUAACAUUUAUGAUUCUCCUACGGAAUUGACAUUCACCACAAAUAUGUUGAAGAACGACGUCAGAAACAACUCGGCAUGGAGCUUUAGACUCUUUUUGCUUUUCGGUUAUGAUAAGCCAUCCGUUGAUUUAAAAUCUGAAUUCGAUUUUGUGAAAAAGCAGAUCAAAAGGUCACCCACAAAUCCGUCCUCAUGGAAUUAUUUACGAGGAAUUUGCGACAACUCGGGAACCAGUUUAUGCAAAUUUAAACAGUUUAUCAGCAGUUUUACUGAAAAUGAUGAGAACAUUUCAAUUCCAGCAAUUGAACUUCUCGCGGUCAUAUACACUAAAGAAAAUGAUUGGGAAAAGGCGAACGGAAUUUAUGGCCUCUUGGCGGAUAAAUUAGAUCCAAUUCGGUCAAAUUAUUGGAAUUUCAAAAAGCUAAAUUUAAAGAUUGACUGA